AUGACCCCAGAAUUCGGAGUAAUUCACUACAACGGUCCAAAUAAGAAAAGAGAUGAAAGGAAAAGGGUUACUAGGCCAACGUAUACUCUGAAGAGAGUCAAAUCGACAGUAUCCAACAACGAAUCUAUUGAGAGCAAGAAUCAGAAAGAUGUUAAUUUCAAUCGAAAGGUCGCCACUGACAUAAUUAAAAAUUAUAUUUAUUGUACUGUGAAGGAAGGAGAUGAUAUAAGUGCUCAUCAUCAAACGAUCCGAAGUGUGGGAUUGCUGUGCAUCUAUGAAAAAGAAUUUUCAGUUUCUGGUUCUCCACUGGAGCAAAUCUUAAACGAAAAAACUCAUGAAAUUUUUUUGGAAAAUGAUAAGACACGUCUUGAACGAGAGACGAUGAAUACUUAUGGAGUAAAUGAAGUAGGAUUAAUCGACUUCUCUAAUAGUCUACCGACGUAUAACCAAGAGCACAAUGCGGUCCUCGACAUACCUUUGGAAUUACAGUUCACGAAAUCCGGAAAAUUGAACAGCAGUUCAUACAAGUGUGAAAUCAAACAUAGCUCGAUAGGACACGGUUUAGUUAUCGAUACUAAUAACUUGAAAAAUGAAAUGUUCAUUGAGGCACCAACGCUUUCCGGCAGAAUUAUGGCUGAUAAGUCUCAUAAAUCCUUGAAAUAUCAAGCCAAUUUUAUCAAUCUACCGUCUUAUAUCUCAACUGAGACUAUUGAGCUCCUUUUCGACAAUUUUUGUAAUCAGUAUGCUCAAGAAACUAAUAAGUAUCUAUUUUGCACGAACUCCAAGGAUGGAGAAGCUUCGCAAAACUUUACAAGACGGAUUUUGAAUAUAUACUUAUCACUUGCAUUCAGUAAUAUAACUGUGUUUAAGGCAAUCUUACUAUGGUCUGCGUGGAACGUCUCAUUGGAACAAAAAUCAGAUGACUCAAUAUCAAAACCCGGCAUAAUUCUUCCUCUUCAGCUUAAUUCUUUACGCGAAGACGUUAUAAGUGACUUAGAGAGAAGGUUGAGCUAUUUCUGUGCCACCUGUUGCGAUCAUACUAUAGCAAUUGUAAUACUAUUACUUGAAAUAGGAAAGUUCAAUGCCGUAAUUGAUCCCGAAUAUUGGCUAAAUCUAACUACAUUGAUGCUUAAGAUUAUUUCUUUAAGAGGUGGCGUUAAAAAAUUAAGUGAAACGCCUAACGGCUUAUUCUUUGCGAAGAUAUUCAGUUUUCACUAUUUCUCUGGAUAUGGCUACAACUUAUCGAAGAAUAAUAUUGAUUAUUUGAACAUUGAAAACAUUCAUUCUGUCUACAACAUUCCUUUGAACCUAAACUCAAAUUCAUAUUACUUUUUUAUGAAGAAAAUUACAUCAGUUGUUGGUGAGAUACUUCAUUUGUGCAGCUUAUUAAAGAUGGCCAAAAAUUCAGAUACCAAUGGGCACGAUUUUUUGCACAGCUAUGAUUCACUAAAUAGCUGCAACAUUUCCAGGGUUCUAGAUGAAGCACGAGAUACUGAAACAAGAUUGCUGCUGACUGAAGUACCGAAAAAUGAAAUAAAAGACAUGUUACUAAGUUGUGAAGAAAUGGGUAAGAUAGCGAUAUUUUUGAAAGAGUCUACUUCUCUUUUGUUAUAUCAAUUGGUUUAUAACAUUCCCUCCGUGUCAACAUUAACAUUGCUUCUAGUGAAAAGAAUGAUACCUAUUUUGCAGGAAAUUUUCGACUUUUAUCAAGCUAAAGGUGAAACAACUAUGAAUAUAUAUAUGAUUUUGCCCAUUUUUGCUGUGGGAUGUGAUAUUAUCGGACAAGAAACUCGUUCUUGGUAUAUGGAAAAUCUCAAGGAAGUUUACAAGGUUACGAAGAAAGAAAAAUUUUUUACUGUCAUAUUGCUAGUAGAAAAAAUAUGGCUGAUGAAUGAAGAUGGUUCCACCUUCAUAUUUUGGCCAGAAGUUGCAGAAGAAAAUGGUCUUAUUUUGCCAUUGUGUGUUUAA
Priceomyces carsonii is the source of this 1968-nucleotide messenger RNA. RefSeq lists its product as uncharacterized. The record is from RefSeq and is a predicted model, not a curated record. The coding region runs from base 1 to 1968 and encodes 655 amino acids. The transcript has a single exon. NCBI's taxonomy places the organism in Eukaryota, Fungi, Ascomycota, Pichiomycetes, Serinales, Debaryomycetaceae.